Messenger RNA from Spodoptera exigua (beet armyworm), 1180 nucleotides. The record is from the annotation of a GenBank genome assembly. Lineage: Eukaryota; Metazoa; Arthropoda; Insecta; Lepidoptera; Noctuidae.
UGACUAAAGAAAUCUUAAACAAUGAAUGACUCCGUCGAUAAUGUUACAGAGGAUUGGCACAAAUAUGUGACGUUAGCGCUUAGUGAAGUGCCGUACAGUUCCCAAGUGAUAUUCUCAAUAGCACUGCUCUUCAUUUUCAUCGCGAGUCUUGUUGGCAACGUCCUCACUUGCAUCGUCAUCUACUACGACAAGACAAUGCACACCGUUACAAACUGCUACCUCUUCAACUUGGCUGUGUCUGACCUACUCGUGACGUUUCCUAUUUUAAUAAUUAUCUACCAGCUCCUGACACAAAAGCACGAGCUUUUUCAAUAUAACAAUGGAGUGUUCUCGUGUAACUUCGUGAUGUGCAUACACUUUUUGAUCAUCGGGGUCCUUUGGAACAACAGCAUCUUAGUGAUGACGGCUCUAUCGAUAGAGAGGUACAUAGCAGUGUGCUAUCCGAUGACUUUGAAGCGCACCGGCGUAUGGCAAAGGGUCGGGAAGAUUCUUGGAAUUAUUUGGACGAUCGCAGUCUUGGAGACGGUACCAGAGUUCUGGAUGCUAGAGAUAUUCAACAGUGGAAGUACUAUAAUUUGCUUUUCCACGCCGUCUUGGUUCGGAAGGAUAGUAAUGGCAGUGAGUGCUGUCCUCACGUUCAUAGUACCACUGGCUAUAAUGAUCUUCGUAUAUUCCAGAAUAGCGCUUAGAGUAAACCAUAAUAAUGUGGGACAUUUUGAUGGAGCAGUUUUUAAUAGUGGAUUUAAAAAGAAGAAAGUUAAUAAACUUAUACUUACGCUGACUCUAUCCUUCGUAUUCUGUUGGCUGCCAUGUUUCCUACUAAAAGCGUUGAUGUUUGCAGUCCACUACAAAAAAUUCGCUCAUCUACAUAAGUGGUGGUCAGUAGCGAACAAGAUAGCUAUGUUCAAUAGCUGGUUACCGACGGUAUUGAACCCACUGCUGUUCAGUGCCAUGUCAACUAAAUUUAGGAAAUCUUUCAAGAGGCUUUGCGAGAGAAAACUUAGGAAACGAGGUGUAAGAAGCGAAAAAUGUGAAGCGAGCAGCUGUGAGCGUGAAAAGUCAACAAAAUAUUAUCAAGUUGAGUAAACAUUUAAAAAUUUGGAAUCUCAAACGAUAAACCGACAAGGGGAUGUGACGUAGCACAGUCGGCCAACUUGUACACGUUAGAAUAUAAUAAAAA